CCUUUCAGACAUGCGCCACCUGUAACCGCCCAUCAACGCUACUGACAUCCCGGCGCCGCUCACCCCCUCCCCCCUAUACGCCGGUGUAAUUUCUGCCUUUGCUUUCAAAUCCCCACCGCCAAAAUCGUCAUAAUGACGCCGUCCUCAGGCGGGUCCCUGGCGGACGCGAUUCCCCGCGUCGACCUCAACAAGCUCACUCAGUCCGAGCUGCUCGCGCUCUCCCUCUGCUCCUGCUCCGCCUUCGAUACUCGCCACACCGAAGACCUCGUCCUCCCUCAAGUUGACCGCUCCCUCUUCAAUAAAUCCGCCUGCAGCAAGCGCCAGACCUACUCUCGCCUCGGCCGUCACCACCACCGCACCCACCGCUUCCCUCCCGCUUCCAGCCCAAAACCCAUUUCCUCCGCUGACCCUGCCAACCGCGCGGUAGUACAUUACCUCAAAUGCUUUUUGCAAAAUCCCAAUUCCAUCUCUCCGCCACCUCCUCCGUCUUCUCUCCCUACUCAGCCGACUGGGCCGACUCUUGAGCAGAGGACUGAUCUUCUGGCGCAUGCAGGGAACGUGAAGAGUAAAAAAGGAGCCAAGGCUGAUGUCUAUAUGAAGAAGAGGUCAUGGGCGGGUGGGGUUGAGGGUGAUUUGGAGCUGGUGAAUAAGAACAGUGUUGUGGUUGAUUUUGCGAGAUUGGAGGAUAAAGGGGAUGUAGUGUUUAAUGAGGAAUUGAGGAGUAGAACUGUUGGACUGGAGAGCGAGGAGGAGGUUUUAGGAUUUGUGAGGAGCUUGGAGGGGCAAUGGUGUAGCAGGAGGAGGAAGAGGAAAUAUGUUGAUGCUAAUGAGUUUGGGGACACUUUGCCAGUUGGUUGGAAGCUUUUGGUAGCCCUUAGAAGAAGGGAUGGCCACGUCUCUCUUUAUUGUCGCAGAUACGUGAGCCCUAGCGGUCAACAGUUUCUGUCAUGCAAAGAGGUAGCGGCCUUCUUGCGCUUCCACCAUAUGUCGAUUGAUGCAAACCAGCUCAAAGACCACAUACCAUCACCCAUUACGCGGCUUACUGGUUCAAACUCUGAAAAGGAAAAAGGUCCAUAUUUUGAGCACCUGUUAUCGUUUCACCAGCACACCACAAAGAGGAUUAGGGUCGUGCCGCCUGUUAGUGAGGGCGUUAUAAUUACAGAAGACGGAAAGUAUGAAUGUCAGUUCUGCCACAAGGUAUUUGAAGAGAGGCAUCGUUACAAUGGUCAUGUAGGAGUCCAUGUGAGAAGCAACAGUAAAGGUUUUGAAGGAUUAUAUGUGCAGAAAAGUGUUGACACCCUAACCCUCCAUAAUGGAUUUCCUUCAAUAACCCCUAAAAUAGAUGCAUUAAAGGAAAUUGCUCAUAAUUCCAUGAACUCCUUACCUGCUAUUGUAAACUCAAAUGAAGCAGAAGCUGCAAAUACCGGCAAAGAUAUUGAUCCAAUAAUGAAUCCAAGAGAGGUGGAGUUUAUUGAUGUCAAUAAUGAAAAAACAUUGGACUGUGAAUUAAAUCAGAGUGAUAAAGAAAACCAGCGGGCAGUUAAAGAAAUUGUUAAGACUUGUGAAACACAGGUUACUAAGGUUAAUCUGAUUGAAGCUUCAAAAACUCACUGUGAGCCCCCUGAGGUGAGCAACAUGCAAACGUGUGACCCUCCAGAGAAUGAUGCAGUCGUUGGUGGAAACGAGCAGAGUGAGGCAUAUAACUGUAAUGUUGUACCAGAGACCAAUGAGAUGACUCUUGAGGAAAACGUUUUCCAGGAAGGGGUAACAGACUCAUCCAUGGCUUUUUCAGACACAUUAAACUACUUCCAUACCUUCACAGCUAGGACAAAUAAGGAACAAGAUGGGUUUUGUGUGUUGAAGAUUGAGAAUGAAAUGAGCUUCGAGGAGCUGACAUUUGAUGAUAUAGAGCCAUUUAAAUAUGACUUUUCCGAGGGUCAUAAUGGGUGUGGGAUGGAAGCGGCUUUUAACUCCACCUCCUCCCUUGGAUUUGGUUCAGGGGAACCAACUGUCUUAAUAAGCAGGGGCAACACAAACCAGCUUACAACCGUGUGCGUGUGGUGCAGAUCAGAGUUCAGUUUGGAAGCUUUUGAAUCAGAAAGUCAGUCGGACUCUAUUGGAUAUAUGUGUCCAGAAUGCAAGACCAAAAUAUCUGGGCACUUGGACAAUGGUCUUUCGUUGACUUCUCAUGACUUCUGAUCUAUCUGCUGGUCACACAUGCAUAACCACCUUCAAUUCUUGAGAGAGGAGAAAUAAGCAGAAACACAUAUUCAUUGCUUGAAAAUUGGCAAAGUUUUUGAAGCAAACAAGUAAAGUUGGGAAGCCCAGCGGGAUGGAGGGAGUAUGAGAAACAUAUCAGUCCAAACUGCAUAUAGUAGAGGAACAAUUUGAGUCCCAAAAAAGUUGAUGACCAAAUUGAGAAACAGUGUAUGUAUGAUGGAGGGACUAAACCGGUGUGCUGUAUUUUGCAAUGGACCUCCUUUUCUAAGGUGAGACUCUGACCAUAUAUGUAUAAGCAUGUGUGACUAUACCCGAGCCGGCCGAGCGCCAUUCAGAAAAUGUGGGAAUACUUAUAUAUUCAUACUGUGCAUUACGUAGUAUUAGGGCUGUCAAAGGUAGCAGAAUAGGCUAUUUUUUAGGUGAGUGGUUGAUGUAAUCAGACCAAUAUACAGAAGAGGAUAU
This is a messenger RNA of Cuscuta europaea, 2682 nucleotides long. The record is from the annotation of a GenBank genome assembly. Lineage: Eukaryota; Viridiplantae; Streptophyta; Magnoliopsida; Solanales; Convolvulaceae.